CACAUGAAAGUUGUGUCUUGAUUUUGUAUUCAUCAUUGUUGCAUUGACAUUCUGGUACAACGUUUCCAUCAAAAUUUCUCACAACUAUGGAAAAAAUGGAAGUAGACGAAAGUGAAACUGAAUUUGGAGUGCCUAACGCCAUGGAGGAAACACCAGCAAUCGCAGUUCCAGAAGAAGACUACGAAAUGGCAGAGCCGGCUAUCAACGAUUAUAUGAAAUAUCCGACAAAGAAGAAACACUUUGUGGCUAAAGGCCAUAAUCGCAAUCGGAGAGUCGACUUUAAGGAUGUCGCCGAAAUGGUGACAAUCACCAAAAACGGCAAUGUUAACGUAAAUCAGGUUCCUCUGCGCACCGAAGAGGAGCAGUCCACAAAUAUCAUGAAGUAUCGCAAAAUAUAAGCGUUGGAGUACCAAAGAGGAGUAGUACGAAAUUCGCCAGUCAUCUGAUACCUGAUUCUGUUUCUACUACUUAAAGAUCAGAUAACUCACUAAAAGACUUGUUUAAUUUAUUACAUUUUAGUGAAUGUAAUUUACUUUUUCUGUGCACUCUCCCCUAAAGCACUGCACCGCAA
Molecule: messenger RNA, 571 nt
Organism: Drosophila subobscura
Lineage: Eukaryota; Metazoa; Arthropoda; Insecta; Diptera; Drosophilidae
Exons: 2
Coding region: 87-398 (103 amino acids)
Source: RefSeq, a predicted model, not a curated record